Molecule: messenger RNA, 3695 nt
Organism: Mytilus californianus (California mussel)
Lineage: Eukaryota; Metazoa; Mollusca; Bivalvia; Mytilida; Mytilidae
Product: zinc finger RNA-binding protein-like
Exons: 24
Coding region: 120-2954 (944 amino acids)
Cellular component (GO): precatalytic spliceosome
Molecular function (GO): zinc ion binding; single-stranded RNA binding; double-stranded RNA binding
Source: RefSeq, a predicted model, not a curated record
UGUAUGUGUGACGUCAUCGUCGGGUGAGAAUUUCAGGCAUCCAAUAUCUUGGCCAAUCAAAAGAACAAGUUUAUUGAUAUUUUUGCAAAUUAACAGCACAAUUCAGGUAGCCUGCUAAGAUGGCUCACUUUGUGUACCCUGCUGGCAAUCCCCAACCAACAGCAGCAUACCCUACUGUUCAGACUGCCUAUGUAGCAGCUGCACCUCAGGCUGCUUAUGCAGCAGCUGCUGCACCAAGAGCUGCAGGUGGAUAUGAAGGAUACCAGACUACACCUGCUGCACCACAGUAUGCAUAUACUACACGUACACAAGUUGCCGUUACUCCUGCAGGAACAUAUGAUCAAAAAGCAUAUUAUCAACCAGCUCAAGCAGCUGUAUCAUACAGUGGUGCUGAAACCCAUUAUCAGCCAGUUCAUGUUCAAGCAGCUGCCAAGCCAGUGUAUUCAACAAAUACAACAAAUUAUGCCACACCCAGAGUUGUAGCACAGCAAAAAGUACAGGCACCAAUCCAGGCUUCUAGUGCUGCAACCUAUGUAUAUCCAACAGCCGUUACUACUCCUCAGGUGUCAUCAUACUCAACAACUUAUGCUGGUAACACAAAUGCUACAACCACAGUAUCUUAUACAAGCAAGGCCCCACAAGGCGUGUCCAACUACACCACCAUAAAACAAACAGUACAACCAGUGGUCAUAAAAGGUUAUGAUGCUGCUUUAUACUCGGCAGCUACAUCUUAUUACCAACAGCAACAGGCUGCCAAGGUUAAAGUUGGUGUGAAAACAAAGACCAAAAUGCCACCUAAACAACCACAGCUACAUUACUGUGAUGUUUGUAAAAUUAGCUGUGCAGGACCACAGACUUACAGAGAACAUUUGGAAGGACAAAAACACAAGAAAAAGGAGGCUGCUAUGAAAAGCCAAACUGGAACUACAACUUCUUCAUCAUCAACCCCUCGUGGUCAGAAUCAGCUGAGAUGUGAGCUGUGUGAUGUAACAUGUACAGGAGCAGAUGCUUAUGCUGCUCAUAUCAGAGGAGCUAAACAUCAAAAGGUUUUGAAACUUCACACAAGACUUGGAAAGCCAAUUCCAUCAACUAAUCCGGUAGUAUUAUCAACAGCAACCUCCUCUACUGCCAAGGCAGGUAUUUCUACCACAACAAUAACAACAGGAGUGAAGCCAGGUAUAAAGCCUGUUCCUGCUGUCACAGUACCAACUGUAACAAAGAAAGUUGCAGCUACUCCUAAGAUUACAUUUGUUGGAGGAACACAAUUGAAAAUUCUUGGAAUAAAGACAGAGGAAGUAAAAGUUGAAGAACCUAUGAAUACAUCUGCUACAUCUGAAGAUGACAAAGAUGAUGGUCCAUUGAAUAUUUUGGGAGAGAAAGAUGUAGCUCCAGUAGGACAUGAAUACAUUGAGGAAGUUAAAAAUGAACAUGGAAAGACUGUGAGCUUCAACUGCAAACUAUGUGAAUGUAAAUUUAAUGAUCCUAAUGCUAAAGACAUGCACAUGAAAGGAAGACGUCACAGACUUCAGUAUAAGAAAAAAGUUGAUCCUCAUCUUCAAGUAGAAGUGAAGCCAAGUAUUAGAGCACGAAAACUUCAGGAAGAAAAGAUGAGAAGACAACAGCAGAAAGAGGAAUACUGGAGAAGGAAAGAACAAGAAGCAAGAUGGCGGGAAGAAAUGAGAAUGGAAGAAGAGAUGUAUUGGGAUGGAAGAGAUUAUUAUGACUGGCGAGGAAGACCAGGAAUGAUGCCACGUGGCCCUUUUAUGCCAGGGGCAGGUCCAAUGGGACCAAUGAGACGUCCAGACACAUCAGAUGAUCGUCAUGUGAUGGCAAAACAUUCCAGCAUUUAUCCAAAUGAGGCUGAGCUUCAAGCAGUACAGAAUAUAGUAUCGCUUUGUGAAAAAGCACUAAAAUUGGUGUCUGAUUUCUUAGCAGAAAGCUUGCCAAAGAAAGUAGAAGUGAAGAUGGAAGUCGAAAAUAAAGAAGCUGCUAAGGAUGCUAAGGAAGGAGAGAAGAAAGAAGACAAUCAGCCACCCAGAACACUGAAGGGAGUAAUGAGAGUUGGUGUCCUUGCUAAAGGACUGUUGUUACAUGGGGAUCUCAAUGUUAACUUAGUAGUCUUAUGUGCUGAGAAACCUACCAGAACAUUACUGGAAAGAGUUGCAGAUAAUUUACCAAAACAAAUUGCUGCAUGUCUAACUGAAAUGAAGUCUGAGGAAAAAUUUGAAGUGAGACGAUGUGUGGAAGAAGCAGCUAUUGUUGUUACCAGUGAUGCAGAAAUUAAAGCAUCAUGUACCAUCACUCUGACCUCUCCAGUCAUGAGGGAAACAGCAACCCCUGAAGGAGAAACUUCAGCCACACCUGUAACCACCAAAGAUCCACCAGAUGUAUUGGACAGGCAGAAAUGCCUUGAUGCCCUAGCAGCUCUACGCCAUGCUAAAUGGUUCCAGGCUAGAGCAAAUGGACUGCAAUCCUGUGUAGUGGUGAUUCGUAUCUUGCGUGACCUUUGUCAGAGAGUACCAACAUGGACACCUCUCAACGAAUGGGCAAUGGAAUUAUUGGUAGAGAAGUGUGUAGCAAGUGGAGGACCCACCAUGAGCCCUGGUGAUGCUUUAAGAAGAGUUUUUGAAUGUAUUGCAUCUGGAUUACUCCUUCCAGCUGGACCAGGAUUACAUGAUCCAUGUGAGAAAGAUCCCAUGGAUGCUGCUACAUCACUGACCAAUCAGGAGAGAGAAGAUAUUACAGCUUCUGCACAGCAUGCAUUGAGGCUGAUUGCAUUUAGACAAAUACACAAGGUUCUUGGUAUGGAUGCCUUACCAGCACCUAAAUUACGAAUGCGCAUGACUCCACGGAAAAGACGCCGCACUGACAGUGAGAAUACUGGUGCUGAUGGUGAUGUUGCAGGUGAGAAAAAAGACAAAAAAGAUGAACUGACAGAAGAGGCAAAAAAAUAAUGAAUGUGUGACAGUCUUUCUGGGGACCAUAAGCAGAUUUGUGUUUAUCUGAUCAAAGUGGAUAAUUGUAUCAUUGUUAAAUUUGGAAAUUUAAACAUUACUUAUUGUUCAGUAGAUAUUUACUCAUUUCAUUUCACUUUAUAUGAUUUUCAUAAUUCUUGUUUUAUUUUGUAAAGCCAGAUAGACAAAGAAAGGAAUCAAUAAGGUCUUUUAUUUCCAAACAAGAAUGCUGUACACGAACUAGAUAUAAUCCUGUUCCUCAUCUUACUCAGUGUCAACAUGUUGCAAAAGCUUGUUCUUGAUGAUUUUUGUAAAGUAUUCAUUUCAUUUCAUUUCUUUCAUAUUUUUUCAUGUAUUUCAUGUUUUUAAUUACUUUAAUACAUAUAGUUAUCUGUUAUUCCAUUCCUCUCGAUCAUGAGUAUAGAAAAUAUUCUUUGUAGGGUGGAAAUUGUGAUAGUUCUUUAAAAAUAUACAUAUAUGUGAGCAGGUGUUAAGAGAUAAGGUUGUUGCAUUAAAUGAAAAGCAAGAUAUUUUACCAGCAUAUUAAAAGGUGUUUAUGUGGUAGAUUGAUACUAAAAUAAUGGUUUCAAUUGAUAAGGGAGAUAUUAUGUAAGCUUAUGCUUGAGUGCUAGGUACAAGCUUUGUUUGUUUUGAAGUCGGACAUUUGAAAGCUUGAUAAUUGUAAAAUGUAUAUAGAAGGCUAUAUUAGCCAUGAGUGAAUAAAAGUGGAUACAAACAGCA